AUGCACAUUCAAGUUUUCCUCAACGUGCUUUGCUUUUUACUGUCUCUUUUCUUCCAAACAUCCCUUGCCAUACCACGUUACCCCAGAGGCUACCAAUCCCGACCAGCUUCCACUGUCUUUCAGCUCGAGCGAAAUGGCAGCUGGUUUGAAAACCUCGCUGUUCAGUCAAACGGUAACCUUCUCGCCACACGAAUUGACGCCCCCGAGCUCUGGUCAAUCGUGCCAAGCAGCAACAGCAGCCACCUAGGGCAAGGCUCCCUUCUGCUCAGGUUCCCCAACGCUAUGAGUACUCUGGGCAUUACAGAAAUCGAUCGUGAUGUUUUUGCGGUAGUUGCUGGCAACCUAUCUCUCCCUAGCAUCACUCCUACUCCAGGUUCAUUCGUUAUCUGGACUGUCAACCUUACCGGUGCAAGGCCCGAGGCCAAGGUUCUAGCACCUCUGCCUGAAGGGCAGUUCCUCGAUGGGAUAACCAAGUUCAGCGAUGAUCUGCUCUUGGUUUCUGACGCCGCAAAGGGGACAAUCUGGCGCCUCAACAUCACAACAGGAGAAUCUUCGGUGGCCUUGUCACACGCCUCGAUGCUCCCUGCCGCUGGGCAGGCCGUGAAAGUCGGCGUGAAUGGGCUCAAGGUGCUGAACAACUUUGUCUAUUACACUAGCACCAGCCAAGAAGUCUAUGCCCGCAUUCCGGUUGACGGGAACGCGACGGCUGUGGGACCGGUCGAGAUCAUAACUAGUGGUUUUACGUUCGACGAAUUCAUCCUGACCGCAGAUGGAACAGCCUACCUUUCGACAAAUCCCCAGAACGAGUUGAUCAAAGUGUUGCCUAGUGGACGUGUCCAUUUGUUCGCAGGGAACCAGUUCAUGUUGACGGUGGGGGGGUCAACUGCUGUCGCGAUCAAUCGUGAACAUUCGAUUUUGUAUGUGGCGACCAGCGGUGCACAGUUUGCACCAGUUCUUGGACGGAUGGAGCCUGCGAAAAUUGUGGCCAUUCGCUUAUAA
This is a messenger RNA of Penicillium hordei, 999 nucleotides long. RefSeq lists its product as uncharacterized. Lineage: Eukaryota; Fungi; Ascomycota; Eurotiomycetes; Eurotiales; Aspergillaceae. The transcript has a single exon. The record is from RefSeq and is a predicted model, not a curated record. Bases 1 to 999 code for a protein of 332 amino acids.